Molecule: messenger RNA, 1078 nt
Organism: Rhodamnia argentea
Lineage: Eukaryota; Viridiplantae; Streptophyta; Magnoliopsida; Myrtales; Myrtaceae
Exons: 1
Coding region: 397-894 (165 amino acids)
Source: RefSeq, a predicted model, not a curated record
AUCUGGGCCAUUUUGAGGCAAUUCAUGGCCUAUUGGGGCUUGGAACACUGGAAAAAUUCGAACAUGCAACUUUUUGUUGGCACUGAGAUCUUCAGCUCUUGUGAUUUCCAUUUCCUGAGCGAGCGAAGACCUCGAGCUUGUCCUGCUUUCUUUGUACGGGAAUCGGCCGGGUGGCCGAGUAUCGAUAAGAGAUGGUUCAGAGAAGAAACAUGUUACGUGUAAGAUACUGCCCAGCAAAACUACAAAAGUUCAGCAUCUUGACAGGGAUGUUUUCUGUGUUGAUGUUCAGACAACCAACCAGGACAAAAAAUGAGAUACAUGCCGGAUCAAACUCUAAUUUGUUAAGGCCAAGCAACACAAAUCUAAUAUGAGUUUGCCCCACCCAGAUGCCAUCUCAUGACCUCUUUCCAAUCUUUUUCUUCCUUCCAAUUUCUCCAAUCUCUCUCGUGUCUAUUUAUAUCUGCUUGCACACGCUGGUCCAACAUAGGAACCGAAGUCCACCCGCAACUUGCUCGUUAUUUUCGAACAAGCACGACCGCAGAAGCUCGAGUCAUGGCCACUUUGCAGAGGUCGGCCAAGUCGUUCAGGAGGCAGGGCUCAUCGGGGCUGGUCUGGGACGACACCCUCUUGUCGGAUCAGUUCCAUGAAGGCGCCAAGAACAACAAGAGCGACCUCAAAGAGCUCAGGCCGUGCCAGAGCGCCAAAGCCAUCUUCGCGGGUGUGGACUUCAGUUCCGGGCUGAACGACACCGCGCCUCCGGCGACGUGCCUGCGGAGCCUGUCGUCUUCGAGUGCCGACCCUUCUCAGAGCGCGCGCGCCCGCGGCCUCUCGGGCGUCCUCAGCAAGCAGUACCUCGUUAAAAAGCUGAAGAUGCGAAAGACAACUGAUCCCUGAAACGUCAAGAUAAAGAUUGAAUGCCUCUCCUCAUUUCUUUCCAUUCGAGAACGCCUCUUCUUUCAUCAAUGUUUCUUCAGCUAAACAAGCAUACUCGGCUAAUAACAGUGCGAGCAAUCGUCGUCGUCAUCGUAGUCGCAGAAUUUAGCGAAAAUCUUCUACAGAAGAACAUAAAAUUCUUUUG